UCGCCGCUGGUCCCGUCCAAUUGGAGCCAUGUCACAAAGCGAUAUCCGUGGAUCUACCGGUUUCACGACGCCCUCCACUUGCAAGGAUCCAGUCCGGGUGCUUAUCACCGGCGCGGCAGGCCAGAUCGCCUACUCUCUGGCUCCGCUCAUAGCCAAGGGUCACGUGUUUGGCUAUGACCAGCCUGUGAUCCUGCACCUCCUGGACAUCACGCAGGCGAUGGGAGUCCUCAGCGGCGUUGUCAUGGAGCUCCAGGACUGCGCUUUCCCAUUGCUGAAAGAGGUGGUGGCCACCGACGACGAGAAGAAGGCCUUCACAGGCAUCGACGCUGCCGUCCUGUUGGCCUCGUUUCCUACGAAGCCAGGCGCGACGCGCAAGGACCUCUUGGCUCCAAACGCCAAGAUCUACGAGAGCCACGGGACCUGCAUCAACCUGUACGCCAAGAAGAGUGUCAAGGUUCUCGUAGUGUGCAACCCGGCGAACACUAUCGCGUUCAUCUGCUCCAGGUACGCGCCGUCCAUUCCGAAAGAGAACUUCUCGGCAUUGACGCGGAUCGACCACAACAGGGCAAGGCUGCAGAUUGGCGAGAAGCUAAAGGUGUCGGCUGCGGACGUGAGGAAUGUGAUCAUUUGGGGCAACCACUCGACCACCCAGUUCCCGGACGUCAGCCACGCAACUGUGAUGAUAAACAACCGGGCAGUUAAGGUUACCGAUGUCCUCAAGGACCAGGCCUACUUACAUGGAGAGUUCAUUAAAACGGUGCAGGACCGCGGUUAUGCAGUGUGUGCAGCGCGCAAGCGGUCCAGCGGAAUUACCACAGCCAGCGCAGCGGCAGACCAGUUGCACGACUGGUGGCAAGGAACUCCCGAGGGCGAGUGGGUGUCCAUGGCAGUGAUGAGCGACGGCUCGUACGACACGCCACGCGACGUCAUAUUCAGCUUCCCGGUUCGGGUCGACGCCCACCGGCGCUGGCACAUCGUGGGCGGACUGGAGAUCUCGGACUUCGCCCGGCAAAAGAUUGACGCCACCGGCAAAGAGCUCGUCGAGGAGCGAAAUGACGCUAUAGAUAUCUGCAAGUUCUAAAAGGCCGCACAGCCAUUAUAUAAAGGCGCGCUCUGACGGUCUAUAAUUUCUCAGGAGCUCCAGUAUCGCCACUUCCUGCCUUAUAUAUUCCCGAGCAUAACAGUUAUUU
Rhipicephalus sanguineus (brown dog tick) is the source of this 1190-nucleotide messenger RNA. RefSeq names its product malate dehydrogenase, cytoplasmic. Gene Ontology annotation, cellular component: mitochondrion; cytosol. The transcript is spliced from 8 exons. Gene Ontology annotation, biological process: malate metabolic process; tricarboxylic acid cycle; oxaloacetate metabolic process. The record is from RefSeq and is a predicted model, not a curated record. Gene Ontology annotation, molecular function: L-malate dehydrogenase (NAD+) activity. NCBI's taxonomy places the organism in Eukaryota, Metazoa, Arthropoda, Arachnida, Ixodida, Ixodidae. The coding region runs from base 29 to 1081 and encodes 350 amino acids.